Messenger RNA from Aureococcus anophagefferens, 705 nucleotides. RefSeq lists its product as hypothetical. The annotation marks the transcript as partial. The transcript has 2 exons. The record is from RefSeq and is a predicted model, not a curated record. NCBI's taxonomy places the organism in Eukaryota, Pelagophyceae, Pelagomonadales, Pelagomonadaceae. Gene Ontology annotation, cellular component: membrane.
CCCUUCGAGAACGCCAUCACCGUCAACACGGCCCUCGCGGCCUUCGGCAUCGGCACGCGGCAAAAGUCGCUCACGCCGUCGGGCCUCGCGCACGCCUGGGCGCUCGGCGUGAUCCUGCUCAGCUCCUUCGUCGGCUGGCGGGGCUACAGCCUCUGCGUGCUCUACCUCGUCGCCGGGUCCGCGGCGACGAAGGUAAAGCAGGCGGAGAAGGACGCCGCGGGCAUCGGCGAGGGCCGCGGCGGCCGCCGCGGGCCCGAGAACGUCUGGGGCUCGGCGGCGACGGGCGCGGCCUGCGCGCUGUUGGGCCAGGCCUACCCGGCGCAGCGGCCCCUGCUCGCCGUCGCGUACGUCGCGUCCCUGGCGACGAAGCUCAGCGACACGCGGGGCAGGAAAAGAAUCGGCAAGGCCUACGGCAAGACCUGCUACCUGUCGACGACCCUGAAGCGCGUGCCCCCGGGCACGGAGGGCGCCGUGUCCCUCGAGGGCACGCUCGCGGGCGUCGCGGGGAGCCUCGUCAUCGCGGGCUACGCGACGGCCGUGGGCCUCGUGGCGCCCGCCAUGGUGCCCGUCGCCGCGGUCGCGGCCUUCGUCGCGACGACCUGCGAGUCCUGGCUCGGCGCGACGCUCCAGGGCGGCAUCUUCACCAACGAGGUCAUCAACUUCAUCAACACGCUCAUCGGCGCCGUCGUCGCCGCCGCACUCGCG